AUGCCCAUGCCCAAGCCGCUGCCUCUGGAAUUCUCUCUCCUCGUUUACGCAAUUCUCGAUUACUACCUUCGCCCAAGGGACCACAACCUCAACGUCAUUUACUUCGACAACAACGGCAACAACAGCAGCAACUUCGACGACAUCAGCAACAGCAACUAUUACAGUCAUUUACCUUUGACCUCCCUCAUCAGUUCCAUCGUCAGCAACAACAACAAGAGCAAGUACAAGUGCAAGAACAGCAACCGGAAGAGCAACAGCAUCACACAAAUCGCCGAGGAUCUUGGUCAACAGCGUAAACAGGCUCUAGCGUUGGGAUCGGACGAUCAGGACAAACCCAUUGACGAGCCUCCACCAGAUCCACGUCUGAUCAGUCAGAGACUCCUGCAGUGGCAGGAACAACAACAGCACAGGGAGCGGCAGGAAGAACAGAGGCAGAUGCAGGCCUUUCGGAUUAAAAAGUUCUCGGACUCUAAUACCGAUCUUGAUUAUCGGCCGGUGGCAACGACGAUAACGGUGUUGAAGGAGGGAUUUCAGGAACAUUGGGGCGGCCCUAUGGCGGAGCAUCAGCAGGAGGAGCUGGAGGACGGACAACAACACUCGAGACGCAGUAGUAUUCAGCACGACGAUCGUGACGUUGAUUUGGUAGGGUCAAACGAUGAGCACGGUGACAACAACCUCUGGGAAGAACGGCGGCGGCGGCAACGACAACUGGCGCAAGAGCAUGAAAUGAUGGAGACCGACAGUGUCAUGGAGACUGACAGGACUGGGGAUGGGGAUGGGGAUGAAGAGAUGAGCCCACGGACAAAACUGCAGCGUGCUCGUAAAGCCAAGGAGGACGCCAUGAAGGAGUAUCAAGAGGCAGGACGAAAUUUACAGCGUGCCCAAGAACGGGAAGAAGCGAUUUUGUUCGAGAACGAGAUGAUCGAGGUCGAGGUUGGGUCUAGUGUCAGUCAGCAGCUUCAUCGUUGUCAGGGAGGACAUACACAUGGAAAUGAACAGCAUCGCCGGCUUCUUUCUUCGCCGCCCGUUCAACCGCCACAGCGGCAACAGCAGCUAGAAGAGCGAGGGAGACACUCGUCGCCUAUAGCCGCCGCCGCAGCAGCAGCAACAGAAGCAGCGGUCACCUGCCUGACUCAGGACGACAACAACAUUGAGACCAUGAUGAGCUCACAGAUUGUCCCGCAGGUCAACGACACACCUUCUAUCAUGAGCGAGACACCACAUGCAGUCAUGGCACCGACACCAUUGCUACCGGUAUCGGCGCCUUCUGGAUCUGUCCCAAGACGAGCUCUGACACCUAUGAAGAAUAUAACUACAACAACUACAGGGAACCAGGUCCCGAAUCAGACGAGGAGCGGGAGUCAGGCCUGGCGUCGUAGCCUGAGCGUGACCAACAAUGAGAUUCAAUCGGCACCCACUUCUCCUCAGACUCGACAUCACUCCAACUCACCUCGUAUCAGGAUCAAGUCUGAGGAGUUGGACGCACCGCUCUUCAAGACGCAUGUCCUUAGUGGUGAUGGUGCCGCAGGACCAGAUGGUGAUAGCAAGACAUGGCGGGGACCCAAAUACAAGGAUUACGAUGUCUCGAUCGGACAACCCGCCUGGAGACUCCCAGAAUUCAUGGACGAGAACGGACACCCACACCCUCCAGUCGUCUUUUACACCCAUAUUGAUCGUGUCGACAACUUUUAUCAUCAGCAUUAUCCUGCUUCGACGGCUUCACGGUCACGGGAUGUUUCGUUGUCUCCCAGGUCUGCGAGGAAUUCACCGAAUUUCUUUGCGAGGCGCUCUGAAGGUGAGAGGAUGGAGGACGUUAGUGGAGGUGAGGGGCAUGAGGAUAUGGCGAUGGAGGGGGAGUCCCAUCACCACCAGCGACAGGGUCGGAGUCGGACGACUAGUCGUCAAGCGGAUCGUGAUGAGCGAAGAGAGGAAGAUAGACGCGAGCGUAGACCCCUCGCCAAGAGCGAAUCGCCUCAGCUCUAA
This is a messenger RNA of Linnemannia hyalina, 1983 nucleotides long. NCBI's taxonomy places the organism in Eukaryota, Fungi, Mortierellomycota, Mortierellomycetes, Mortierellales, Mortierellaceae. The record is from the annotation of a GenBank genome assembly.